AUGACUCAACAGUCUGCAAGUCUGGAGGCGUUUUUCAAAUCCCUGGUGUCCUCCGCCGAGUCCUGGAACUACAUUCCUACCGUACUCUCAAUGGUCAUAAAUGUGUUCCAUGUGUUCAUAUUAUCGAGGAAGACAGUCUCCUCCAGUGCCGUCAAUUGUAUUCUAUUGGGAAUGGGAGUUGUGGAUAUUCUGUCACCGGUGAUUUAUAUCAAAAUUGCGGUGAAUAAUUGGUUGGAGCCAAGGGAGUGCAAACUUCCAUCCUCUUAUAUCCAAGUGUUGGUCGACUGGAUAUUCUACGCGAUUCGAGAUGACUUCAGAAGAUGUUCCGUCUGGUUAGGCUUGACUCUAGCGGUCAUAAGAACAAUUUCUGUGAAAACUGCUACUAAGAAACAGUACGGGAUCUUUUAUGGAAGUUUUGCGUCCAAAAAACAGUAA
Messenger RNA from Caenorhabditis remanei, 435 nucleotides. RefSeq lists its product as uncharacterized. The transcript is spliced from 3 exons. Bases 1 to 435 code for a protein of 144 amino acids. The record is from RefSeq and is a predicted model, not a curated record. Gene Ontology annotation, molecular function: G protein-coupled peptide receptor activity. Lineage: Eukaryota; Metazoa; Nematoda; Chromadorea; Rhabditida; Rhabditidae.